CUAUAACCUAAAUAAAAAAUUGUCGAACAAGUGUAAAGGAACAUGGAUAGAAUUAUUAAUAUUGUAUUUGACGAUUAUGAAUAUGAAUAUCUCCGAAAAAAUGAACGAAGACCACGAUUGAUUAGACCACGUAUAAAUUACUUGGAAAUUUUUGACGAAAUAGAUUUCAAAAAAAGAUUAUAAUAUCGAGACAUAGUUUUAUGAUGUUAUUGGAAAGAAUUCAAGAUAGAAUACAACAUAACACUAAUCGUAAUAAUGCCAUUCCACCUGCAAUCUAAUUAAUAGUUGCUAUAAGAUUUAUGCAACCGGAUCGUUUUUGGAAACAAUUGGAGAUUUUUGUGGGAUUAGCGAAGUAAGUGCACAUAGCAUAAUUCAUCGAGUAUCUCCUGUUAUUGCUGCAUUAGGAGAUGAAUUCAUAAAACUUCCUGCAUCUCCAGAAGAAAUUCGUCUAAGCCAACAGGAAUUUUUUUCAAACGGCCAGAUUUAUUCGUGUUAUUAGUUGCAUGGAUUGUACUCAUAUCAGAGUUCAAUCAUAUGGUGGAGAAGACAGUGAAUUGUUUCGCAAUAGAAAAGGAUAUUUUUCGUUAAAUAUACAAGUUAUUAAUGCAAGGUUGGAAAUCAUUGACAUAGUAGCUCGUUGGCCAGGUUCUACACAUGAUUCAACUAUAUUUAACCAUUCAAGAAUUAAGAGUUUAUUUGAGGCAAAUAGAUUUGAUGAUGGUUUACUUCUCGGAGAUUCUGGGUAUCCGAAUUUACCAUACUUAAUGACACCAGUACAAAAUCUCACAACACCAGCAGAACAUCUCUACAAUGAAGCCCAAAUUCGAACACGCUCAAAAAUUGAAAGAUGUUUUGGGAUUUGGAAAAGACGAUUUCCAGUUUUAUCUAUUGGAUCGCGUUUUCAUCCUCCUCAAAAGUUGCUUCCUGUUAUCAUUGCAACAGCUAUAUUACAUAAAAUCGUCCAGCAAGAAAAUAACUUUGUUAAUCCCGAAAUUUGUGCAAUAUAUGAUAAUAUUAUUACACAGAAUGUAAAUUUGGAUAAUAGGAACAUCAUUGAUAAACGACAAUGUCUUAUUUUAGACUAUUUUGAAAGAUUAUGUUAAAACACAAAAAAUAUAUUUGAAUAUAUACAGUACGAACGUACCAUAAACAAUGAAAA
Messenger RNA from Ooceraea biroi (clonal raider ant), 1159 nucleotides. Its product is annotated as putative nuclease HARBI1. The record is from RefSeq and is a predicted model, not a curated record. NCBI's taxonomy places the organism in Eukaryota, Metazoa, Arthropoda, Insecta, Hymenoptera, Formicidae.